Messenger RNA from Aspergillus novofumigatus IBT 16806, 1011 nucleotides. RefSeq names its product HNH endonuclease signature motif containing protein. The coding region runs from base 1 to 1011 and encodes 336 amino acids. Lineage: Eukaryota; Fungi; Ascomycota; Eurotiomycetes; Eurotiales; Aspergillaceae. The record is from RefSeq and is a predicted model, not a curated record. The transcript is spliced from 2 exons.
AUGUCAGAAUUAGAUAUUGUGAUAUUUAGGGAAAUGCCAGAUGACGUCCAGGCGAUACUCCGCGGCUAUGAGCCCUCAGAUACUAGCGAUGACGCGGUGCACGUCCUUCGCGACACUUUUAAGUACCUACCUGCGGACGGGAGACGCAACCUUGGGCAAGACAUAGUUGAGGCUGGAGCGCAGGGCAAGUUACAUCAACUUGCACAGAGCAUAAUCACUGGCCUCCUAACACCCCUCAAAGUUGCUGGUGAUAAGACAGCGAAGAUUACGCCUUCGCCGCGAAUUGGCUUGGAAGACUCACUAGAGGAUCUUGCUGCUAUGACAGACAAGUCCAUGACCCGUCUGAAACGGCAACAGCUCCGAGUGGAAGCGCUACGGAGAGAACGCAACAAAUGCGUAAUCUCUGGCGGGUACGACGUCAAUCUAGAAGACGAGUAUCCCGACGAGGUCACAGCAGACCUCGAGACAGCGCACAUUAUACCUUUCGCCAUUUCAGAAUUCGACGGUGAUGCUGAGCGCCUGCGGAUAGUAAAGAUCUGGUCAACUAUGUUCCAAUACUUUCCAAGCAUUCGGUCGAGGCUCAACUUCCACUAUGAUCAGAUCAACUCAUUGACAAAUGUCAUGAUGAUGUCAGCCGGGAUGCACAAACAGUUCGGACGGUUUAGUAUGACACUGGAAACAACGGACACCUUGAAUCAGUAUUGCGUGAAGACAUUCCGUCGUUUCGCCAGAGAUCAAAAUAAUCAUCUUCCAAAGGAUGGGGUUGUCAAUCUUAUAUGCCAUGACGGACGAUAUCCUUUGCCGUCCCGUGAACUACUUGAGCUUCACUGUGCCGUGGCUCAUAUUCUCCAUGCCACGGGCAGGGGCGUGAAGAUUGACAGAAUUAUGCAAGACUAUGCUGCCACUGGCGCAUUCGCCCGUGAUGGAAGCACGAAUAUCGCGGAGCUGUUGUCUGUCAGCAGCCUCACGUUGUUGCCCACGGUCGAUGAGCGCGGUUUUGGGAGUGUAUAG